Molecule: messenger RNA, 702 nt
Organism: Phragmites australis (common reed)
Lineage: Eukaryota; Viridiplantae; Streptophyta; Magnoliopsida; Poales; Poaceae
Product: CRIB domain-containing protein RIC11-like
Exons: 4
Coding region: 142-630 (162 amino acids)
Source: RefSeq, a predicted model, not a curated record
CAGAGUCACAAAAUCCGGUUGGUACAUCCUUGUCAGGGGCCAAAAAAAGUCUUUGAAGCUGUUGCUUACUGCUUGUCCUUGCCUGUUAGUCCUGUCUUCUUGUUUCCGAAGGGCGCCGUGCCUUUGUGGACAGCAUCUCCAAUGGCGUACAAGGUGAAAGGGAUCUUCAAGGGCCUCAAGGUCAUCUCCCGGAUCUUCGUGGUGAAGGAGCAUGAGAUGGAGAUUGGUUAUCCGACAGACGUGAAGCAUGUCGCGCAUAUCGGCUGGGGUAGCUCGGCGGGGAAUGCCUCUCCAAGCUGGAUGAACGGCAUCACGGCAUCCACGGACUUUUCGUCCUUGGGCAACUUUGCAGCAUCCACAGGGACCUGCUGGGCUUCUCAAGACUUCGAGAUGCAGCCUCGAGACACGCCGCCUUUCGGCGCAGUUUCAGAGAACACUGGCGGGCGGCAAGACUCGGCUCCGUGCAAACCCGACAUCCCAAGGCCGCCGACGAAGACGAGGAGGAAGAAGCCGAAGAACGGCUCGCCAACGGCGUCGUUGAGGCCGCCGAGUCCCAGGGGUUUGUUAUCGCCACCUCCGCCACCGGCUGCUGAUGCUGCGGUUGUCGUUGCUGCUAAUGGCGUGCAAUGAUCCAAACCGUGUUCUGGGACGAUGCUCCAUUGCUCGCCUCUAAUUGUAUAUGUACUCGGAAAUACCUUGGAC